This is a messenger RNA of Helicoverpa zea (corn earworm), 10290 nucleotides long. RefSeq names its product unconventional myosin-XV (gene Myo10A). The record is from RefSeq and is a predicted model, not a curated record. NCBI's taxonomy places the organism in Eukaryota, Metazoa, Arthropoda, Insecta, Lepidoptera, Noctuidae. The transcript has 32 exons. Gene Ontology annotation, cellular component: cytoskeleton; myosin complex. Gene Ontology annotation, molecular function: cytoskeletal motor activity; ATP binding; protein binding. The coding region runs from base 220 to 9111 and encodes 2963 amino acids.
UUCGUCGCCGAGAACGUUGUGGUGGCCGCGACCAGGUAUCACUUAAAACUUAACCGUGUAAUCAAAAUAUGUGUGAAAAUUACCGUUAUACGAGUGUUUCUUUGUUAUCUAUAAGUGAAUAAUAUUGUGACAGUUGUGUACAACACUUGUGUUAUGAAGUUUAGUGAAAGUUGACGGAGGUUUUCAAGGAACUCGGGUGUCUCGUCGCUUAUUUACCUCAUGGCGGGCUCCGGGGGCCUGUCAGAAUGGGCGGAGGGAGCCGCCGUGUGGUUCCAGCCGCCGGGGGCCGCCGCCCCGCUGCCCGGGGAGCUGGUCGAGGUGCACCGCGCGGCCCGGGUGCUGCUCGUCUCCGCCCACCUUAAUGGACAGCCUCAAACCUUUGCCCUACAAAUGGGCAAUGGUGAAGACGAAGGGGACCCCGUGUGGCCGCGGGAGGAGCUCGGCCCCACCGGCGUGGACGACAUGACGAGGCUCCACGACCUUCACGAAGCCGCUCUACUCUGGAACCUGAAGCUAAGAUACGAACAGGGCCUGAUAUACACGUAUGCGGGCUCCAUACUCGUGGCCGUCAAUCCGUAUAGACCUGUCGACGCGUUGUAUGGCUUGCAGACUGCAAGGAGGUACCACGCAGCAGAGGCGCUAGGCGAUCUCCCACCACAUUUGUUUGCCAUAGCGGCGGCUGCGCGCGCGGCGCUUCCCCAGCCUCAAGCCAUACUCAUCUCGGGCGAGUCCGGCGCGGGCAAGACUGAGUCCACCAAGUUGGCGGUCCAGUUCCUCGCCGCAGUCGCCCCCGCGCCGCCUGGUAGGGCUCCCGUCUCCGAACAAAUCUUAGAAGCGGCCCCCUUAUUGGAGGCCUUCGGAAAUGCAAGAACACCAAAAAACCACAAUUCUAGUCGAUUUGGAAAACUCUUAGAAUUGUACUUUAAGGAUGGCUCUCUCGCGGGAGCGAGAGUGGCCCACUACUUAUUGGAGAAAUCCCGUAUAGUCACACAGUCUCCUGGGGAGAGAAAUUAUCAUGUAUUCUAUGAACUUCUAGCCGGCUUAGAUGAAGAACAAAGGCGAUCCAGAGGUCUCCUCACAGCUGAACAUUAUUUCUAUUUGAAUCAAGGAGGAGACUCCGGCGGCGCAGGCGCUGGCGCCGACUGGUCCGCGCUGUGCGGUGCUAUGCAAGUCCUCGGCAUCGGUGACGCCGAACGAGAAGACAUAAUAAGAGUUUUAGCAGCUGUCUUGCACUUAGGAAACGUAUAUUUCCACAGAAGACAAUUGCGACACGGACAGGAGGGUGUGCAAUUAGGUGGCGGGGCUGAAGUGCGUUGGGCUGCACAUUUAUUGAAGGUCCCAGCCGAGGCGAUGGCCAGGGCGCUCACCACACGGGUCACUGCGGCGAGGGCGGAGCGCAUGAGGUCACCACUGCCCAUAGACCAAGCCUUGGAUGCGAGAGACGCGUUCGCUAAGGCUCUGUACUCGUCGCUGUUCAGCUGGCUAGUUCUACGAAUCAACUCGAUAGUGCACCGCGCUGGCUUACACGAUGCUCACAGAAUUUCUCUCCUGGACAUCUUUGGUUUUGAAGACUUGGAAGAGAACUCUUUUGAGCAACUAUGCAUUAACUACGCUAACGAAACGCUGCAACAUUAUUUCAAUAAGCACAUAUUUAAGUUAGAGCAACAGGAAUAUCAGAAAGAACGUUUGGAAUGGUCGAACUUGACUUGGAACGAUAACUCUCCAGUAAUACAACUGCUGAGCAAGAAGCCAGUAGGGAUCCUGCACCUACUGGACGACGAGAGCAACUUCCCGCGCGCAUCAGACGCCUCCUUCCUAGAGAAGUGCCAUUACAACCACGCGUUGAACGAGCUUUACUCAAGACCUAGGUUAGGAGCGAGUGAAUUUGGGAUCAAACACUACGCAGGCCAAGUAUGGUACAACGUGGAGGGUUUCCUCGACAAGAACCGUGAUGCCCUCAGAGCCGACGUGCUAGAGUUGCUAUGUAGCAGUGAAGUGCCCCUGGUAGCUGAGAUGUCCACGCAGCUGAGGGCACAGCAUGAUGCGAACAAGACCCUGCCUAGAGGCGCCAAUGGCAGAUUCGUUACGAUGAAGCCAAGAACCCCUACGGUGGCUGCUAGGUUCUCAGACAGUCUCCACCAGCUCCUAGAAUCUAUGUCUCGAUGCAACCCGUGGUUCGUGCGCUGUAUCAAGCCAAACACCGACAAAUCUCCUAUGAAAUUCGACAUGCCUUGCGUGCUAGCCCAGCUGAGGUACACUGGCAUGUUGGACACCAUCAAGAUCAGACAGACUGGAUACCCUAUCAGGAUACCUUUCCAGAACUUUGUGGAUAGAUACAGGUACCUGUUGAAGUCCACUCCAUCUCGUUCCACGCCGUACCGGGAGAUUUGCAACUCCAUACUCGCUGAGAUGCCGCCCACCGGAGCAGUCGGUGCUGAUUACCAGUUGGGUGCUGCUCGAGUGUUCAUAAGGGAAGCUUUACACCGCGCGCUGGAGAGAGCGCGAGCCGACAAACUUCGUGCAGCCGCUACGAAGCUUCAGGCACACUUUAGAGGAUAUUUAGCGAGGAAACGCUACCAACAAGUGCAGGACGCCACAAUCCGCCUCCAAUCAUGGUGGCGCGGCGCCACCACGCGUCGUCGCUUCGUGCGCGUGCGCGGCGGCGUAGUGAAGGCGCAGGCGCUGGUGCGGGGCCGGCGCGCACGCAAGCGGUAUGCGGCCUUGAGGGAGCAGCAUAGGAGACGCGCUGAGGCUCAGCAGUUGGCAGCUAAGCGUCGAGCAGCCGAACAGAAAGCAGCUCAAAAGGCGAAAGCCGAGAGCUUGCAAGUGCUGGAGGUGCCGGCCGAGCUCGCCUUCAUACUGUCCAAGCUUGACGAGUGGCAGCCUCCACACACCGAGAGGAACCUCGCUAAGGUAUCAGGGGACGUCUACUCAGAAGAGGAGAGGGUACAACUUCCCCGAGAUCUGCAGCAGUUCGCCUUCUCUAAGUUCAGCUCGGUAUACUUCGCUGAUGGCGGACACUUGAGCCCGAAGAAACAUCCCAUCACCAGGCCGUUCCUGGCUAAAGCUGCUGUCAGGGAUCAGGACUUCAACGAUGCAGUGGCUACAUUCAAGCUUAUACUGAGGUGGUGCGAUGAAACUGCCGCCGGUAAUGAAGCCAGGCAGAAGGUGUUAGCAGACUACAUAGCAUCUCGCGGGUUAUCGUCCCGCGGUCUUCGAGACGAGGUGCUGGUACAGGUGUGCAACCAGGCGAGUGGCGACAACUCUUCCGAGCGUGUGUGGCAGCUCAUGGCGCAUUGUCUAGCUGCCUUCCAGCCGGGACCGCCGCUGCAUAAAUAUCUAGUCCGCUUCGUAUCGGAACGUGCGCCGGCGUCGUGGCGGUCGCAGCUGCUGCGGUCGUUGUGCGGUCGCGGCGCGGCGGCGGCGCGGACCGCGGGCGUGGCGCGGCGCUGUCCGCCCACGCUGCUGGAGUGGCGGGCGGCGCAUAGUGAUGCUAAGCCUGCACUGCCGCUGCGGCUGUAUGACGACACAGUGCAGCACGUGAGCGUGGACUCGUGGACGUCGUGCGAGCGUGCGGCGGCAGCAGCGCUGGCGGCCGCCGGGGUGCAGCACAACGCGACUGGCUGGUCGCUCACUAUGGAACAUAAUGGACAGCUUACUGAAUGGGCGGGCUGCGAAUUCGCGCUGGACGCUGUCGGCGAAGUAGAAACAUGGGCAGCACUGCCCGGCGCCCGGCCCGAGCCGCUGCGAGCGUCGGGCGUCGGCCACGCGCCUGCCCGACAGUCCCCGCCUGCGCCGCCGCCGCGAGCGUCGUCCGUCGACACUGACAAGAAUGCUAGGCCACAGAUCCCACCACCAGAGCCACCAAAAUCUCGCUCACCAAGCAUACCGCGAAUGUUACAAGACUCCAUCAUCGACGAAGACAACUCCGAAUACAACUGGAACAUAGAAAAACGCGAGGACACGCACACAAGCAAACACACGAGCGAAUACUCAAAGCAUGUCAGCGAAUAUACGAAACAUAGCAACGAAUAUAAGCAUAACAACGACUAUUCUAAGCAUAGCAACGAUUACUCUAAGCACAGCAACGAAUAUUCCAGAAAAACUUCCCACGAUGUACUGUCUCGGGAGUCAGCAUUGAACGAACGAUACUUCGAACAAACUUCGGACAAAGUCCGCAGCAGGUCGCUAGACAAUCUUUUAGGUGACAACCCUGUGCCGCCACCGAACAAAUUAGCCGAUUUAGGGCUGUCACAAUCAAGACUGAAUGACCGAUAUCACUCGGUGGAGAGGUUAGUGGGGGCGCCGAGUGUGGCCAGUAGUAAGGGAGGUAUGGAAAUGGAGUAUGGAACAGGAUCGAGGGCUGUACCUUCGCGGUAUAUAAAGUCACAGUAUGCUGGGAAGCGCGCGCCGGCCGGCUCGCAGUCGAGUCGCGCUUAUAUCGAGAAGAGCUCGGAAUUUGGUGGUGUCAGGUCAUCAGCAAUGUCAGACACCUCUGAAGCACCAAGUCUUGCCUCACACGUGCGUCGCGUCCGCGUUCCGAGCCAAGCGUCAGACGUCGAUCAAUUCUUAGACGAUCUGUUCUCCCCUGUGCUAGACCCAAAUAUUGACGAGCUCUCAGACGCUCGAUCCUUAGCCGCCAGCAUCAAGGGAGGCAGAAACUACAGCGAUUUCAUCGACAGCGUCCUCAACUGCGAUUACAACGAACAAAUUGAAACAUUAAAUAACGUCCAAGAAGUCCAAAGCCUUAUCAAAGGUGGAGGCAAAGAGGACAAAGAAAAGGGAAGAACAAGUAGGAAGGAGUCCAGUGUGGACUCUGUCGAUGAUUAUAUCACGAACCUAUUCGAUCCUAUAUUCAUGAACGAUAGUUUAAAACGUCUGACUGAUGGGGAAGGCCUCACUGGUGCCAUAAAAGGAGGCGGAGCAACUCCAAGAGCUGCCUCCGCUAACACGUCCACUUUAAGUUUCGGAGCUCUGCCCCUCCCACCAACAAUGCCGUCCACUCCCGAAGCUCUGGCCGCUGCACUGGGACUUCAUCUACCCCCUCCGGGUACGGUCGACAUUAAUGCAUAUCAUCAGAACCUGCAGCGAGCAUUCCUUCAAAGUGCGAUGGCACAAAAUCUGCAGAUUCAACAGCAACUGCUGGCUCAGAACCAAGCAUUACAAACUCUUUUAGCUGGUCAGGUUGUUGAGCCCUCUGAAUCAGAGCCCACAUCACCAGUUCGGGCAUCCACAGUCGUGCACGCACAAGUCCACUCCCCACCGCGUAACGCAGUAAAGUUGCGGCGAGAGUCGAACGAGAGCAUGUCUGCGGGCGCUCCGCCCCCUCCCCCACCGCCGAUGCCUCCUCCACUACACUCGACCGAUCCCCUGGAAAUAAAGGGCUUCGUAGACCCUUACGGACGAGCGAAAACUGUCCGAAUCGGCAAAUGGAGAUGGCCUCCACCAAAGGAUGCAGUGGGCCAAGAACAAGCACAAGAUUUUACCAAAUUCAAACUGCGUCAGAUACAAAGACGGCACACGCCACAGUCACAGUCAAACGGCAUGGAACAUGAACCACCACGAGGUCGAUCCAAGUCAGAAACAACUCCAGGCAUCGAGUGGGAGGAGUUCGAGGUGGACGGUCCAGUUGUAUCACCGAGUAGAGAAGCGCCAAACCAACGGACAGCUAGACGAAGUUUCGAGAUCGGAGCUCAGCGUCCGUCACCAGGUAGCGUUGGGAAGCUCAAGUUGAGUUCCGAAAUGAGACAACGAUUGGAAAGAGUCACAGCCAAUCACUCUGUACGCAGCACGUCUUCUGCGGCAGAAACCCCGCGUACCAUUAACAAGUUAGAAGAUACUAGAAAGUUAAUGCUGGAGCGUCAGUUAGGAGGUGGGGCACGUUGGGACGCGCCGCCGCCGCCCCUGCCACCUGCGCCGCCUGGCCCUGCCCCUCCCCCGCCCAUGUCACCACCUACACCACCUGACGGUCCUGCGCCUCCUCCACCUGCACCCGACGCGUCAUCAACCUUCGCACAACUACGCCGCGACCGUGACACAUUCGGUGUUCAUCAAAACAGAGAGGCUGACGACCGUCACGCCUUCUUAGCUAACUGGAACUCACGACGCAGAGAGGAGUCCGAGCCUCCACCGUCUCGUGAUGACUUAGCCACACGGUUCCUCACAGCCGACAGGCGUCACUCCGAACGCAGAGUUAACGACUGGGGCGAUGAAUCUGAUGUCCGCAGCUACGAUGACCGAGGACAAAGUCGAGACGAAUGGGACUCAGAGUCAGGACACGACACAACUGGCCGUCGUGAUAGAGACAACUAUUCAGGCCGAGAAGCGUCGGAAAUUUACGAAGUACACACGACAAGAGCCGAACGAAGGAAAGAAGAGAAUGGUAUUGAAGAUUCAUUUGAUCGCAAGCGUUCUCCGUUCUACGAUGAUUUUGAGAGAUUUGAUGGCAGGAAGAAUUCUCGGGAUAUGCUUGUAGGAAGAGCGAGGGAAAGUCCGAGGUCUGAUAUAAUUUUCCCUCAAGAGAAUAAUGAUGCGAAGAGAACUGAAAGAGCUACGUUCAAGACUCACAUGGCGCAAAAGGAGAGAGACAGGAAAAUGGAGGCGGAGCGACGACAUUCCGUGUCUACUCACGUCACUGACAGGACUGAACAUAUCGAACGUGACGUGCCCGCCCCAGCAGCACUCCUGCCUUCAGACCGCUCAUUCCUCACAUACAGCAGAGUUCCAUGGAAGCUGCGAGUGCGCAAAGAAGUAUUCACUCCUCUAGAGACCUACAACGACCCAGCCAUAUUAGACCUACUUUAUGCUCAAAUUGUCCACGACAUAAACUCCACGCUCCCAUCUCUGCGCAUGAGUGCGAGCGAGCGUCGCGCCGGCGCGGCGUGGCUGCGCUCGCAGGCCGGGACGCCCGUCCGCGCGGCAACGAAGCGGCAAGCCGUAGAAAUGGCGCGCUCUUGGCCUUUUUACUUCGCUCGUUUAUUUGCAGCGAGAGUACCGCCAGGAGAGAAUGCUGUGUUAGCUGUGUCGCAUAAUGCUGUCACUAUUGGAGUUAAAGGUCCAGCCGGCCUCACCAUCCGCCGAUCGCUCUCCCUAAGCGGUCUCCGCGCAUCAUCAUCAGCCCCUCACUCCCUGCAGUUGUCAUCUUCCCGGGAACCGCCGCUGACGCUGCACGUACCAUUGGCUCAUCACGCGCAUGCUCUCAUUGCGGAGUACGCACUGCAGUAUACUCAAGUUCAACCCAAACCUACAACAAAUGGAGUUACAAAAGAACGAGUUUCAGAACGAGAUACCAGAGAGACGCGAGAGUCCCGAGACUCAAGAGACUCUCGGGAGAUUCGCGAAUUGCGCGAAGCGAGAGACUCUAGAGAAGAGACGGACCACGUAGAACGAAGAGCGCAGACGACGUCACCAGUACCACGGGAGAGGGAACGGGAGAGAGAACGGGACAGGGAUAGGGAUCGGGACCGGGAGAGAGAGAGGGAGUUAAGAGAAGAGAGGAGAGACCAGUCGACGCCACAGCACGACGGUAGGCAUCCGCUGCUCCAGUUUGCCGUCGACCACUUCAGACAGAGUCCAGAAUUAGAAAUCCUGAAAGCGGAUUCAUCUCUAAAGAGUAAAGCGAAACGCAACGAAUGGACAUGGAAGGCACAGACGGACGUCGUGAAAUGGCAGGCAACGCCGCUGCGAGCGCCAUUGCUGCGCCUACCGGCCGCGCUCGCGCCGCCCGCGCUCGAGUGCUUUACUUGCGUCCGCGCGUAUUGUGGCGAUCUGCAGCCCAAUGAAAGGCAGAUGCAUCAGGACUUGACUGAAGUUAAAUGUGUUUACACUGUGCUUAUGCACUGCCACUCAGUCCCAGAGCUUCGCGACGAAGUAUACUGCCAGCUGAUGAAGCAGACCACAUCCAACCGUUCACCAUCCGGCGACUCAUGCCAGCGCGCAUGGAGGCUCAUGUCAAUUCUAGCGGCGUACUUCACUUGUUCUGAUACGCUUAGGCCAUUCUUAGUAGAGUACCUAUCGGCAGCGGCGGCGGAUAGACGUCGCCCGUGCCAGGGCACGGCGGCUGUGUGCCUCGCCAACUUGCGCAAGACUCUCCGAUGUGGUGGCAGGAAGAAUGUGCCCAGUGUUGAAGAAGUGACAGCAGUAUCAGCGGGUCGUUCAGCUCGACGGCAGCUAUACCGGCUGCCGGGCGGCGCCGAGCGCGUCGUCAACACGCGCUGCGCCACCGUCGUGCAGGACAUCGUCAACGAGCUCUGUGAACUGAUCGGCGUAACAAGCGAAGCUGAACGGGCAGAAUUCUCCCUCUACUGCAUCGUGGCCGGCGACGCUCUCACCAUGCCGCUGGCGGGAGACGAGUACGUGCUGGACGUCACCACGGAGCUGCAGCGAGCUCAUCAUCCCUUCUACCUCAUCUUCUGUCGCUCUGUGUGGCACCACCCACUAAGGACUGACGCCCCGCCGCUGUAUACUGAAGUGCUGUUUAACCAGGUGGCUCCAGACUACCUAGAAGGCUUGCUCCUGGUCUUACCAGGGGGCGGCGCUCCCCCAGCCCCAGUGCUGCGUGACGUAGCCCUAGUAGCCGCACUGCUCCACCGUGCCGCAGGCCUAUCUGAAGGAGCGCAGGCCCGGGACUUGAAGUUCCUGCUGCCCAAGCCUCUGUUAGCGCUGAGAGAGCCUCGCCCGAACAAGUGGGCCUCCUGGUUAGCUGCUGAAUGGCAGCAUGUGAGGACUUUGUCUCCGGCCGCUGCCAAAGCUAAAGUUCUACAGGUAUUAUCUCGCUGGCCACUCUUCGGGUCAUCAUUCUUCGCGGUCCGUCGCGUGUCGGGCAACGGCGAGUGGCGCGAGCACGUGCUGGCGCUGAACAGGCGCGGAGUGCAUCUGCUGCACCCCAGCACACACGACACCGACACACGCUGGCCUUACGCCGAGCUCAUCAGCACCAGGAAGGUCCGGUCAGAAGACGGCACACUAUUCCUGGACGUGAAGUGCGGCUCGCUGUUGCAGCAACGUGUUACACGUCUGCAGGCGGAGCAGGCACACGAGGUGGCGCGGCUCGUGCGACAGUACAUCGCGCUGCAGAGAGACCAGAGGCACUCGCCAGCUUUCAACAAUUGAAAAGCGAAUGCGAACAUAUCGGAGCAACAGACUGGAACGAGUGUGUAGGCGCAGUGUAUCAUAGUGUAGUCAGUUAGUUCACGUACUUACCUCAACGCUGUCGAAUCCGUCCACUGAACACUUCUAGAUGUAAGGAGGAUUGAAAUGAUAAUAGGAUUUAAGGGCACAAUGUACAGCGCCACCUAGCGCUAGUCGUACGUACUUCUAUUUUCAUUUUAGUCACCGUUUGACCAAUAAGUAUUUAUAUAAGGGCAAUUAUUUUAAGAAACAAAUAAUCUCUUUAAACAUUCCAAUAAAAUACUUUUAACAACCAAAAAGUAUGAAAAAUUAUAGUUGUAUUAAUUUUGUAUACAUUUAAACACAAUGCAAUUAUUCCAAGUACACUCAUGUAAUAUAGAUUUUUAUCUAUCAAAGAUAAAUGAGAACCGUGGGUCAUUUGUUUCCCACCAAAACAUCAGGAACGAUCAUUCUGGAACCCACGAUUUGAAUACGAAAAAAUUGCAUGAGGUAUAUUUUACGCUCAAGAUUAUAUGAACUGAAAGAAUAAUUUUAUAUUUCGUAGAACAAUUUUUGAUUGAUUUGAAUAAUGCAUGAAAAUUGAUCAAGAAUAGUUCUACAAAACAACAAUAAUUUAGCUCACGUUGCUCAAAGUGACGACUUUGAACCUUGUUAAUAAAUGUGACAGCAUUAUGGGCGGGAAUAUUUCACCGCACCUUACACUAAAGGGGUCAUUGUCACAUCAAACUAUAGCACGAACCCCGGCUUCACUCGACAAGGCUUGUCGUCAUAGUACAUAUUAUAAUUAUGUAAUUAAAAUAGUUUGUAGAUAAAACAUUACGCCGUUCAUGGAAUUCGUAUUAUGUUGUCUAUAGUAUCGGUAUUUCCAUAAACAAUUUUUUAAUAUAUUAUCUACUUACUCAAAAACUUUUUUCUGUAAUCCAUUCCUAUGUGCCUUAUUUUUAUUCUGAUAUUCUAACAAAAGGUGCUAUUUUACCUUAAAUUUAAUGUACUCACUAAUAAUUGAUGUUAUUUUAAAGUCUUUAUUAUGAAAUUAUCCAAAGACCGCGAGGUCGGAGUCAUGUUUAAUGUAUUUACUUAUAUAUUUCGUUGUAAUGUAAAAUAUUUAAUGAAUCUGAUGUAUGAGAAUAUAUUGUAGAUAAUAAAAGUUAUAUUUUCAAA